Messenger RNA from Austrofundulus limnaeus, 610 nucleotides. It is a transcript of the gene h2bk1, whose product is annotated as H2B.K variant histone 1. The record is from RefSeq and is a predicted model, not a curated record. Gene Ontology annotation, molecular function: DNA binding; structural constituent of chromatin; protein heterodimerization activity. The transcript is spliced from 2 exons. Lineage: Eukaryota; Metazoa; Chordata; Actinopteri; Cyprinodontiformes; Rivulidae. The coding region runs from base 41 to 391 and encodes 116 amino acids. Gene Ontology annotation, cellular component: nucleosome.
UACUUCUACACGGUUUAAAACAACGUUUCAAGGUUACAACAUGAGUAACGACGUAUCCAAAAAGAAAGGGAAGAGUUCUGGCGACAAAAAGGCGAAAAGAAAAGUCAAACGCAGAGAGACUUACGCCAUGUACAUCUAUAAAGUUUUGAAACAGGUCCAUCCGGACACGGGGAUUUCGAGCCGAGCCAUGAGCAUCAUGAACUCCUUCGUGAACGACCUGUUCGAGAGAAUCGCCACGGAGGCGUCCCGCCUGGCACAGUACAACAAGCGCUCCACCAUCACCAGCAGGGAGGUGCAGACCGCCGUCAGGCUGCUGCUGCCCGGGGAGCUGGCYAAGCACGCGGUGUCCGAGGGCACAAAGGCUGUCACAAAGUACACCAGCUCCAAGUAAAGACCCCCCCACUAAGGUCUAUGGUUCUGCAUGGUCUGGACACCGGAAUAAAUGCACAAACAGAUUUAUUUUCCCCUCAUGUUUUUAGCCACUUAACUUUUUUUUUUAAUUGUACUUGGUCAUUUUGACCGCUAGAGGGAGACAUUGUACGGGGUUUUGAACGUCUCUGUAUUCGAUGUGCAUACAUGCCCGUGUAGCAAAUAAAAAUAAAAAACCGUU